Symbiodinium pilosum is the source of this 945-nucleotide messenger RNA. Lineage: Eukaryota; Dinophyceae; Suessiales; Symbiodiniaceae. The record is from the annotation of a GenBank genome assembly.
AUGGCCGGACCAUGUUGCGACGAUGUCGUGGCAGGCUUCAUCAAGCUUCAUGACCUGGAAGGGCUGCAACAAUUUACGCCAAGCAACUAUGACUGGACCCGAGACGUCGGGGAAUUCGAUCUGCCUCCGCUGGUGUUGCUGAUUUGUGAAGAUGUUAGCAAACCCACUACGUUCUUGAAGUGUGCGGAAUGGAUGAUACAGUCUGGUGCGGACCCACAGCAAAAGGCAAAACCUCGGAUCUGUUAUAGUUGGUGGAAGAAUGACAACAAGGAUGCCACCAAAGUCUCAAUCGAGCUAGCUGGGCGGUCUGCGAUCUCACUAGCCUUCGAGCGCAUACGUGUUUUUAAAGAGGGCAAAGGAGGUGCAAAUUGGUCAGUUGAUAUCAAGCGCAUGCAAGACUUCGUCGCGAUGGCCGCGCGUAGGGCUGCUUGGAAAGACCAGAAGAUGGCCGUGCAUCAUCGCGUCAUUGAUCGGUGGGAGUCCUUCCGAAAUAUGACUUCCACGCACAACGUGAUUUUCGAAACUGCGGAUGGCGAGGUAUCAGCUCAUGAACAGAUGCUGGCAGUUGCAUCUCCUGUGCUGAAGGCAAUGCUGGAGUCAUGCAUGAAGGAAGGUUCAAGCAAGCACAUUCAAAUCAAGGAUUCCUCUGGAUCUGGCAUCUCGCUCUUCCUGGAUGCACUUUACACCGGAUCCACCUGUGUCGAGCCUCACUACAAGUCCAUGCUGGUCGCGUUGGAUUUGGCCCACCGAUGGCAAGUGGGCGACAUCGUCGAUAUGUUCUCCGGAUUCCUGCCGAACAUGAUCACGGUUGACAGCUCUGUCGAAAUUGCCGAAGCUGCCGCACUCAAAGGCUUAGAGCAACUUCAGCGUUCAUGCGUGAGCUUUGGGAGCACCAAUGAGCACAUCCAGUCCCAGCUGCUAGACCAUUUAUGGAUACUACGGUAA